AUGCCAUUAUUCCACGGGAUCCAACGGACCGCCUUUGCCGCUCCAGCUGGAGGUGGCUUUGGUGGAGGGGGCGGGUCUGUGAAGAAAAGCAAGAAGAAAGCAAAGACGAAAAAGUCCAAAAGCCUUCUAUCUGAAGUGGAGGUUGUCAAGACUUCUCCCAAGAAAUCGAAUUUGGAUACUCCUGACAAUACGCAAGCAGGGGAGCCCAAACUGGACAAAUGGGGACUUCCCGUCCCCACAACAGAUGAUAUUUUCCCUCCCAUGCCACCAGGGACCGAGCUCAUUUCAGUCGACAACACAAAAGAAGAGGUUACCUUGUCGGAUAUUAGCAAUGCUCUGAAAAAUCACAUUGAACUCUCCAAGCUCACGGAACGCUUCGACGAACAAGGCGUGGAAAAGGGAGAUCCAAAAGGCCGACCGCCCAUGAAAUUGGGGCUCCUUCAUCGGUCUCCUCCCGUGUUGACGGUGGAAAACUUUUUCACCAAAGAGGAAUGUGAACAGGUGCAAAACGUGGCUCUGGCAUCCGACGAAAACGGACCCGUGCAGGUACAAUCGGCUACCUUUUCGGCUCUGGCACAAUCCAAACGCACGUCUACUUCGUGGUUUUGCUACUAUUCACAAGUCCCAACAUUGUUAGCCAAAGCACGUCACGUACUCGGGAUACCCACCCUGGAACAAAUGGAAGAACCUCAAAUUGUUCGCUACAAGGUAGGCGAAGAGUUCUCCUGGCAUUACGAUGAAGUUCCAGGCCCGCAACUCAAGAAUGGAGGACAACGCUUGGCAACACUGCUGGUGUACUUAAAUGAUGUGGCACAAGGAGGAGGAACUGUGUUCCGAGACUUGCAAGAUGGCAGCACGGGAGAGAUGCUGACCAUGCGACCAAAGCUUGGAUCGGCUCUGCUGUUCUUCCCCGCCUUUGGGGAUGGAACACCGGAUGAUAGGACAUUGCACAAAGGAGAAGUCGCCGGAGACGAAAAGUGGAUCAUUCAAAUGUGGAUCCACGAACGAGGGUAUGUCGCUUCUUUGCCAGAGAGCAAUUAUCAGGAAUCAGCACAACAAUCUGUUAAUGAUGUGGCAGCCUCAUUGGGCUACAGAUAG
This is a messenger RNA of Seminavis robusta, 1098 nucleotides long. Lineage: Eukaryota; Bacillariophyta; Bacillariophyceae; Naviculales; Naviculaceae. The record is from the annotation of a GenBank genome assembly.